UCUUCGAUUCAAUCUUAUUAUUUCCGAGAAGUCCUAACAAUAAUCAAAAUGUUGGUUGAUUAUCAACUCACAUAUAAAUUAUAAUCAUUUUGGGAAAAAUUGAAAGGUUUUCUCAUAAAACCAUAGAACUACAUCUUUUGAUUACAAAUAAUUAAUGAAAUAGUAGCCAUAUAGCAAAUUGUCCUACUGACAUUAUUUUCACUACUAAGGAAUUAUUAUUCUGCUGAUAUUUAAACUUGGAAGAUAUUUGAGAUUAGAGAUAGUAGAAACAUGUUGAAUUUAUCGCAAAAAGUUCUAUCAUUUGGAAAACGGUCUUCGAUACCAACCAAGUGGUUUAAGAGAUUCGAGACCUCUAAACCUUCACCAAAAACGGACACACCCGAGGUACCCAAUGCCGGUUCAGGACAAGUUGUUGCAGUUAUUGGGGCUGUGGUAGAUGUACAAUUUGGUGAAGUACUACCACCCAUAUUAAACGCUUUGGAAGUUCAAGAUAGAAGACCACGUCUGGUGCUAGAGGUAGCACAGCACUUAGGCGAGAAGACUGUUCGUACUAUUGCAAUGGAUGGAACUGAAGGACUAGUUAGAGGACAACAAGUCACGGAUACUGGAUAUCCCAUUCGAAUUCCAGUUGGAAAAGAAACUUUAGGUAGAAUAAUGAACGUGAUUGGUGAACCAAUCGACGAAAGAGGACCUAUUGCCACUGAAACUAUAGCUUCAAUCCACGCAGAAGCUCCCGAAUUCGUGGAAAUGAGUGUUAAACAAGAAAUUUUAGUCACGGGAAUUAAAGUUGUGGACUUGUUAGCACCAUACGCUAAGGGAGGAAAAAUAGGACUAUUUGGUGGAGCUGGUGUAGGAAAAACAGUUCUCAUUAUGGAGCUCAUCAAUAACAUUGCAAAAGCCCACGGUGGAUAUUCAGUAUUUGCCGGUGUUGGAGAAAGAACACGCGAAGGCAAUGAUUUAUACAUGGAAAUGAUCGAAUCGGGAGUAAUAAAUUUAAAAGAAGGGACUUCAAAGGUAGCUUUAGUUUAUGGUCAGAUGAACGAACCUCCAGGAGCAAGAGCAAGAGUAGCUCUAACUGGACUGACCAUUGCCGAAUUUUUCAGGGACAAAGAAGGACAGGAUGUUCUUCUUUUCAUCGACAAUAUUUUCAGAUUCACCCAAGCUGGUUCUGAGGUAUCAGCUCUGCUAGGAAGAAUACCAUCUGCUGUUGGUUAUCAAUCCACGCUAGCUACCGACAUGGGAGCUUUGCAAGAGAGGAUAACAUCUACAAAGAAAGGAUCGAUAACAUCUGUGCAGGCUGUUUAUGUACCAGCAGAUGAUCUGACAGAUCCUGCGCCAGCAACUACAUUUGCCCACUUAGAUGCUACAACGGUGUUAUCUAGAGCUAUAGCCGAGCUUGGUAUUUAUCCCGCAGUAGAUCCAUUGGAUUCCACUUCCCGAAUUAUGGACCCGAUAGUUGUAGGAGAAGAACAUUACCUAGUAGCGAGAAAUAUACAGAAAACAUUGCAGAAUUAUAAAUCACUUCAAGACAUAAUUGCUAUACUAGGCAUGGACGAAUUGUCUGAAGAAGAUAAAAUGACGGUGGCAAGGGCUAGAAAAAUUCAACGUUUCCUCUCUCAACCUUUUCAAGUAGCCGAAAUAUUCACCGGGCACCCUGGAAAACUUGUAGCUCUUGAAGAUACCGUGAAAGGAUUCCAGAAAAUUUUGAAAGGCGAAAUGGACCACAUUCCAGAAAUGGCUUUCUAUAUGGUUGGCAAUAUCGAAGAUGUAAUGAAAAAGGCUGAACAAUUAGCUGCCGACAGAUCAGUUUGAAUUCAGCAGAGUUAUUGAGAAAUUUUUUGUUAGUUUUAAAAUUCCUACAAAAUACAGUUUUUAUGGUUUUAAUUUUAAGUAUUGAAUAACUGUGUCAUUUUCAUAAAAUGUUCAUUCUUCCUCAAAAUUCAGUUAAUUGUAUAAUAAAAUUAUGGAAAGAA
Messenger RNA from Harmonia axyridis, 1973 nucleotides. Its product is annotated as ATP synthase subunit beta, mitochondrial-like. The record is from RefSeq and is a predicted model, not a curated record. NCBI's taxonomy places the organism in Eukaryota, Metazoa, Arthropoda, Insecta, Coleoptera, Coccinellidae. Gene Ontology annotation, biological process: proton transmembrane transport; proton motive force-driven mitochondrial ATP synthesis. The coding region runs from base 271 to 1812 and encodes 513 amino acids. Gene Ontology annotation, molecular function: ATP binding; ATP hydrolysis activity; proton-transporting ATP synthase activity, rotational mechanism. The transcript has 2 exons.